UUAUAAAAUGUUGUAAAUAAGUGAUUUCUCUUCUUCACUGAUGUGCGCUAAUGAAGCUGCAGUGAUAGGCACUGAUAGGCUGCACUUAUGGACACUUAUAGGUGGCACUGAUGAGGAGGCACUGGUAGGUGGCACUGAUGGGCAUUUACAGGCAUCACUGAUGGGCACUGAAAGGCAGCACUCAUAUAUGGCACUGAUAGGUGGCACUGACUGACAGUGUUAGGCUGCACUGAUAGGCAGCACUGACGGGCACUGAUAAGGCGGCACUGAUGCACUCUGAUAGGCGGCACUGACUGGCACUGAUAGGUGGCACUAAAUGGCAGCACUGAUAGGAGGCACUGACUGGCAUUGAUAGGUGGCA
Messenger RNA from Staurois parvus, 361 nucleotides. The record is from the annotation of a GenBank genome assembly. Lineage: Eukaryota; Metazoa; Chordata; Amphibia; Anura; Ranidae.